CGGCGCUGAGUAGGCGUGGCAGAGUGAGGCGCAGGAAGGAGCUGUCAGUGUUGCAGAGCCAUCAGGAUGAGCAACAGCCACCCUCUGCGCCCGUACACCGCCAUUGGGGAGAUCGAUCACGUCCACAUCCUGUCGGAGAGCGUGGGAGCGCUGAUCAACGGCGAGGAGUACAGCGAUGUCACCUUCGUCGUGGAGAAGAUGCGUUUCCCCGCCCAUCGGGUCAUCUUGGCUGCCCGGUGCCAGUAUUUCAGAGCGUUGUUAUAUGGAGGUAUGCGGGAGUCCCAGCCCCAGGCGGAGAUCUUCUUGCAGGACACGACGGCGGAGGCCUUCGCCAUGCUGAUAAAAUACAUCUACACGGGCCGGGCCAGCCUGAGAGAGGAGCGGGAGGAAGUGCUGCUCGAUUUCCUCAGCCUGGCACAUAAAUAUGGCUUCCCAGAGCUGGAAGACUCCACCUCGGAGUACCUGUGUACCAUCCUGAAGAUCCAGAACGUCUGCAUGAUCUACGAUGUGGCCAGUCUGUACUCCCUGGGGAAGCUCUGCACCACCUGCUGUCUCUUCAUGGACCGCAGCGCACAGGACGUCCUGUCCAGCGAUGGCUUUCUAUCACUGUCCAAGGGUGCUCUCCUGGAUAUCGUUCAGAGAGAUUCAUUUUCCGCUCCAGAGAAAGACAUCUUCCAGGCCCUGAUGCGUUGGUGCCGGCACAACCCGAAGGAAAACCACACCGAGAUCAUGGCCGCCGUUCGCCUCCCUCUCAUGAGCCUGACUGAGCUCCUUAACGUGGUGAGACCGUCCGCACUGCUCUCCCCGGACGCCAUCCUGGAUGCCAUUAAAGUGCGCUCAGAAAGCCGCGACAUGGACCUCAACUAUCGCGGCAUGUUAAUCCCCGAAGAGAAUAUUGCCACAAUGAAGUUUGGUGCCCAGGUGGUGAAGGGGGAGCUAAAAUCUGCCCUCUUAGAUGGUGACACUCAGAAUUACGACCUGGACCACGGCUUUUCCCGGCACCCAAUAGAAGAUGACUGCCGAUCCGGGCUGCAGGUGAAGCUAGGCCAGCCGUCUAUUAUUAACCACGUCCGCCUGCUCCUGUGGGAUCGAGACAGCCGGUCGUACUCUUACUACAUCGAGGUCUCCAUGGAUGAACUGGACUGGAUCCGUGUCGUCGAUCAUUCACUUUUCUUCUGUCGCUCCUGGCAGAAGCUCUACUUCCCCGCACGGGUCUGCAGGUACAUCAGGAUUGUGGGGACUCACAACACGGUCAACAAGGUCUUCCAUCUCGUGGCCUUUGAAUGUAUGUUCACCCAUAAAUCCUUUACCUUGGAGAAAGGCCUGAUGGUCCCUACAGAAAACGUCGCCACCACCACCGAAUCAGCCAGUGUGAUCGAAGGUGUGAGCCGCAGCCGCAACGCCCUGCUGAACGGAGACACUAAGAAUUACGACUGGGACUCGGGUUACACCUGCCACCAGCUCAACAGUGGUGCCAUUGUGGUCCAGCUUGCACAGCCAUAUAUGAUUGGUUCUAUCAGGUUAUUGUUGUGGGAUUGCGAUGAUCGGAGUUACAGUUACUACGUCGAGGUGUCCCCCAACCAGCAGCAAUGGACGAUGGUCGCUGACCGGACAAAGGUCCCAUGCAGGUCCUGGCAGACGAUCACUUUUGACCGACAACCGACAUGUUUUAUCAGGAUAGUCGGGACGCACAACACGGCGAAUGAGGUGUUCCACUGCGUUCAUUUCGAGUGCCCGGCGCAGACCAUCAGCCAGAAGGAGGACAGCGGCGAGGAGAAUCCAUCAAGCGAUCCACCUCUCCCCGCCCACCAAGGCGUCACCAUCGCUAUGCGCACUUCGAACGCCAGCGCCGCUCCCUCGCCGUCUCAUCAGAACGGCCGCGGCGGUCCUUCGCAGUGAAGGAGAGCGCCGGCUGAAACGGUCAACUCCCAGAGCCGCGUCCCGAGCUCCGUCUCCCGUUCGUGUGCUGUCCGUGACGUUGGGGGGAAUGUCGUCCCGCGGCCGCCGCUGCCGUCCACUUUCGUAGGAAUCAAAUCCGGCCUUGCGGGAAAGGAAAAUCGCUGUUCAAUCUUCAUCAAGACCGCUAUUAGCACCCGAGCUCCUCACUCCGACCGCGUCCAGGACGUCAACCCGGUAAUUGGGGCCGGUGGCUGUCGAAAUUCAAGCGGCCGCGCGGCCCCCAGAACGCGACUAAUUGAGGAAUUUAUUGCUUUUCUGGCCUUGUGAAGUCGGAUUUUCCUCUCUACAGAGAGUUACUAUUGAUCGCUUCGCAGAUCCUUCAC
Nanorana parkeri is the source of this 2282-nucleotide messenger RNA. It is a transcript of the gene BTBD9, whose product is annotated as BTB domain containing 9. Bases 67 to 1899 code for a protein of 610 amino acids. Gene Ontology annotation, molecular function: protein binding. Gene Ontology annotation, biological process: circadian behavior; adult locomotory behavior; modulation of chemical synaptic transmission. Lineage: Eukaryota; Metazoa; Chordata; Amphibia; Anura; Dicroglossidae. The record is from RefSeq and is a predicted model, not a curated record. The transcript has 11 exons.